Postia placenta MAD-698-R-SB12 is the source of this 930-nucleotide messenger RNA. RefSeq lists its product as hypothetical. NCBI's taxonomy places the organism in Eukaryota, Fungi, Basidiomycota, Agaricomycetes, Polyporales, Adustoporiaceae. The record is from RefSeq and is a predicted model, not a curated record. The coding region runs from base 1 to 930 and encodes 309 amino acids. The transcript has 5 exons.
AUGAAACUCAUUGCUCCUGGUGCUAACAAUGAGAAAUCAGAGUUACCGUUCAUCAAUACCGUCACCGGCGGGCACCUUGAGAUUGGGGAAAGUCUACAAUCGUGUACCAUCAGAGUGCAAACUGCGGAGUGCACUAUUCGCGGAGAGCAUGUCAAACUCAUCGACACACCUGGCUUCGACGACACACACAGAUCACAAUCUGCGAUUUUGAAAGACAUUGCAGACUUUCUUGAACAAACAUACGAACAAAAUGUAAAACUAUCCGGGAUCAUCUACAUGUACCGCAUCUCCGAUAACCGUGCCGGCGGAAUUGCAAGAGAGAAUUUUGCGCUGGAUGCAAUGUCGAACGUUGUCAUUGCGACGACAAUGUGGAGCGGGAUAGCAGAAGAUGUCGGCGUGCGUAGAGAGAGAGAGCUGUCCAGCGAGACGUUCUACUUCAAGGAUGCCACGGACCAAGGUGCUCGAUUUCGCCGCCUAUAUAACACUCCUGCGUCAGCAGAGGAGAUGAUGGAUAUCUUAGUUGCAAAUUCUCCUCGCACACUCCAGUUGCAAGGCGAACUCGUCGACGAACACAGGCCGUUACUGCGUACUUCAGCUGGGGAGGAAGCCAGCGGGCAACUGCGUAUGCAGGCAAGCCGACAACUUUCGGGGAUAAAUCAUCUGCAAAAUGAGGUACGAGCAGCCAACAGCGACCCGACUACGAUCGACCGCAGUGAGCAGGCGAGAAUGCAGGCACAGAUUACUGCCAUGCAGGAGACGCUAGAAAGGAUACGGGGAGAAUUAGAAAACCUGGCGAAAGAACCACCCAGAAAACGCCCUAGGUGGAUGGCCCGCGUUAUAUCGCGCGGUCGAAAGAAAUUGGACGCCAUAUUCGUCAGAAAGUGCAGGGAGGGAGCAGGUUGCCUAAGUGACGGUGGUCUUGAGUUAUAG